GGUUAACUUCCUGUUUAUGGAUAUAAUUUUACCAACUUCAAUUUGUUUCCAUGUCUUAGUACAAUGAUCGAAAUUCAAUUUCUCACACAGAAGCAUAUUUGGUGAAAGAUAGAUUGGUAUUAGUACUAAAAUGGGAGAGAAAAUUUUUGGUGUUGUUUACUCCGCUGAUCAAUGCAGUGAAGGUCUCGAUAAAAUGCCUAGUAGAGACUUUAGGGAAAUUACUUCACAUGAAGUGUGUUAGCUUAAGGGUUUAGUUCUUUUUUUCUUGAUGAGAAUUCCCUUUGAAGACAGAGCAAGUUGAUUGAUGGAGUGAUGAUGCAACCAUACAAAGCAUUUGAGUGGGUCUUGAUGCUGAAAAGCGAUUAAGUUACCAUUCUUUCUUGUAUUUGCACUGUUGCCAAGAACCCCUACUGAUGAUGAUAUGAGUGGGUUAGAUAUCACUGCAUCCAAAGUUGUUGAGUCAAAGAUACACUGGUGACGCGGUAGUCUUUUGUUUUGAUAAGCAUGUUGCUCUUUCAUCUCUCAAAGGCUAUCUCUUCCGGCUGAAACGAGUUCAAGCAUCAGUGUGAAUGAGCUGGAGAAUCCAAUAGGCCAAUGAUACGACUGAGUCAUCGCUUGAAGAACAUGAAAAAAAAUACCAGAAACAGUCCUCUUUCCUUUCUAAAGCUCACGAAGAAGCUUAACAUUCAUGAAAAUCAUGCAGCAGCUUCUUCAAUUUGGUGAUUGUGAGGGAGUAUUUUAUGGCUGGAGGAGUUGUGUCGUUUGGAGUUGAGAAGCUUUGGGAUCUCCUGAGCCGAGAAUCUGAGCGAUUGCAGGGAAUUGAUGAGCAAGUUGAUGGACUAAAGCUGCAGCUGAGAAGGUUACAAUCGUUGUUGAAAGAUGCAGAUGCCAAGAAACAUGUAAGUGAAAGGGUGAGAAACUUCUUAGAAGAUGUCACAGACAUGGUUUAUGAUGCUGAGGAUAUAAUUGAAUCCUUUCUUCUGAACAAACUUAGAGGAAAGGAAAAAGGGAUCAAGAAGCAAGCGAGAAGACUUGUUUGCUUCUUGAUGGAUCGCCACAAAGUUGCUUCAGAUAUCAAAGGCAUCACUAAGAGGAUCUCUGAGGUGAUUGGGGAAAUGCAGAGUUUUGGAAUUCAACAAAUCAUUGAUCAUGGUGGUCGUUCGCUGUCUUUUCAGGACAGACAAAGGGAGCAGAGGGAGAUCCGGCAAACGUUUCCUAACAGUUCUGAAAGCGAUCUUGUCGGGGUGGAGCAGAGCGUUGAAGAAUUGGUUGGUCAUUUGGUGGACAAUGAUAAGGUUCAAGUGGUUUCUGUAUCUGGGAUGGGCGGUAUUGGUAAAACCACUCUGGCCAGACAAGUCUUUCAUCAUGACUUUGUCCGACGUCAUUUUGAUGGAUUUGCAUGGGUCUGCGUUUCACAACAGUUUACGCAGAAGCAUGUCUGGCAGAGGAUCUUUCAAGAACUUCGGCCACACGAUGGUGAUAUUUUACAGAUGGACGAAUAUACAAUCCAGGGUAAACUCUUUCAAUUGUUGGAGACAACUAGAUAUUUGGUUGUCCUUGAUGAUGUAUGGAAAGAAGAAGACUGGGAUCGAGUAAAAGCUGUGUUUCCUCAUAAAAGAGGUUGGAAGAUGCUACUUACUUCUCGGAAUGAAGGUGUUGGGUUACAUGUUGAUCCAACAUGUUUAGCUUUUAAAGUAAGAACCCUUAAUCCCAAAGAAAGUUGGAAGCUCUGUGAGAGGAUAGUAUUCUCUACGAAAGAUGAAACUGAAUUAAGGCUUGAUGAAGAAAUGGAAGCUAUGGGAAAGGAAAUGGUCACAUAUUGUGGGGGACUACCAUUAGCUGUUAAAGUUUUGGGAGGCUUGUUAGCUAAUAAACAUACAGCUCGUGAGUGGAAAAGAGUUUAUGACAAUAUCGGAGCUCAAAUCGUAGGAAAAUCGUGCUUAGGUGACAACAGUCUCAGUUCGGUUUACCGAAUAUUAUCUUUGAGUUAUGAAGAUUUGCCAACACGUUUAAAGCAUUGCUUCCUUUACCUAGCCCAUUUUCCUGAAGAUUACAAGAUACGUAUGUGGUUGUUGUUUAAUUACUGGGCUGCAGAAGGAAUAUUAACAUCCUUUUUCGAUGGAUCAACCAUUCGAGAUAGUGGAGAAGACUACCUAAAAGAGCUACUAAGGAGAAAUUUGCUUAUAGCUGACACAAACUACUUGAGGUGGAGAUUUGAAACUUGUCAAAUGCAUGACAUGAUGAGAGAAGUAUGUUUAUCUAAAGCCAAAGAAGAGAACUUCCUACUAAUUGUCAAAGUCUCUACUUCCACCUCUACCAUUAAUGCUCAGUCUCCUAGUAAAUCUCGCAGGCUGACCGUACAUAGUGGUAACGCCCUUCAUAUACUGGGACACAAAAUCAAUAGAAAAGUCAGAUCGCUUUUACUUUUGGGACUCGAGGAAGAUUGGAAACAGUCAGCCCCGGGCUUCCAGAGUUUACCAUUGCUCAGGGUGUUGGAUCUUUCUUGGGUAAAGUUUGAAGGAGGGAAGUUACCUUCUAGCAUUGGAGGGCUCAUCCACUUGAGGUUCUUGAGCUUAUAUGAAGCUGGGGUAUCUCAUUUACCUUCUACUAUGCGUAAUUUAAAGCUUCUUCUCUACUUGAACUUAGGUGUUUAUGCAGGGGUACCGGUUCAUAUACCAAAUGUUUUUAAAGAGAUGCUAGAGUUAAGGUACCUUUCCCUACCUGUGCUUUUGCAUGAUAAAACCGAGUUGGAACUAGGUGAUCUAGUAAACCUGGAGCACUUGUCAUCUUUCCCAACACAACAUAGUAGCGUGACAGACCUCCUCCGUAUGACCAAGCUCAGGUCUCUCGCUGUAACUUUGAGCAAAAACUGUACUUUCGAAAAUCUAUCGUCAUCUCUCCUUAAAUUGCGAAGCCUCGAGACGCUUGAUUUCCUUACUUCGCCCAAUGCCAGUGUGGACUUUAUUCAUCAAGUGGGAGAGUUCGUUCUAGAUUUUUUUCAUCUAAAGGAGUUAGGAUUGCAUGUACAUAUGUCAAAGAUUCCUGAUCAACAUCGAUUCCCUCCCCACCUUGAACACAUAUAUCUACAUGAUUGCCGCAUGGAGGAGGAUCCAAUGCCGAUUCUAGAAAAGUUGCUUCGUUUGAAGUCGGUUGAAUUAAGACAUCAGGCUUUCGUUGGGAGGAAAAUGGUGUGCUCAAAAGGUGGUUUCCCUCAGUUAUGUGCUCUAGAUAUAUCGGAAGAAGAGGAGUUGGAAGUGUGGACAGUAGAAGAAUUCUCCAUGCCAUGUCUUCGUACUUUGACUAUGCAUGAUUGCAAAAAGUUGCAGGCACUUCCUGAUGGACUCAAGUACAUAACUUCGUUAAAGGAACUGACGGUUGAAGGAAUGAAGAGGGAGUGGAAGAAGAAACUGAUACCAGGUGGAGAAGAUUACCACAAAGUCCAGCACGUUCCUAGUGUUCAAUUUAUCAACUGUGGCGACGUAUAAUGAGAAUAACCACUAGCAGGUAGAAAUAAAUGGUUUAAUGUUCACUUUGUUGGCUUUGCAUCUUAUUUGGAUUCGUGUGAAAGUCGUGUGGACAGGUCUCAAUUGUUAUACAUUGUUCGUGAUUUUCACGGUUAGCUUUUGAAAGCUUUAUUUGCAUCA
Messenger RNA from Camelina sativa (false flax), 3644 nucleotides. Its product is annotated as disease resistance RPP8-like protein 3. Lineage: Eukaryota; Viridiplantae; Streptophyta; Magnoliopsida; Brassicales; Brassicaceae. The record is from RefSeq and is a predicted model, not a curated record. Gene Ontology annotation, biological process: defense response to other organism. Gene Ontology annotation, molecular function: ADP binding.